This is a messenger RNA of Dovyalis caffra, 201 nucleotides long. The record is from the annotation of a GenBank genome assembly. Lineage: Eukaryota; Viridiplantae; Streptophyta; Magnoliopsida; Malpighiales; Salicaceae.
GUCGAUUGGUGGAUAUAUGAUAAGGAUUAUACUAGUAAAUAUAUCAAUGUUCCUAUAAUGGGACAUCCUCUAGGGUAUAAUGAUAAGGUUUUCACUUAUGACAAAGAUGGGCACAUUAAACCAAUAUCACUACUCCAUCCGAGGUAUAUGUCGAGCGCAUAUAGGAAGUAUAAUUACAAGAGUAAUCUCUCUAAAGAGUGA